This is a messenger RNA of Colletotrichum paranaense, 468 nucleotides long. RefSeq lists its product as uncharacterized. The transcript has a single exon. NCBI's taxonomy places the organism in Eukaryota, Fungi, Ascomycota, Sordariomycetes, Glomerellales, Glomerellaceae. The annotation marks the transcript as partial. The record is from RefSeq and is a predicted model, not a curated record.
GAGAUCGAGGGUCCCACCCACCGCCCCAUCCUCUUCUCUGUGCACUCUCUUUGGCUCCCGUCUGCUUUUCUUUGCUGCAAACGAAGCACCAUAAUCCCUCGAUGCUCACUCAAAAACCGCAGUACUGAGUACCGUCACAUCCGUCCAAAACGUUACUUUCUACCCGUGCCAGCAGUCAGCCAGCGGAACACGGAAGCAACGAAACGGAACCACAGGAAAAUAACCACUAAAUAUCCAUCCGCACCAGGUGGAGACUCGAUCGCCGAUAAAGUGUUGCCUCCAAUUCCGUUAUUCCGUGUCCCCAAUACCAAUACAACGCGACCGCCGCCGCAACGGACAGCAUGUCGAAACGAGUCGUGUGUGUUCGUUGUUUAUUACAAAAAUGAGCAAGAAAAAAACGUGCCGCAUCUUCCACCUUUCCCGGGCCACACAAACAAGGAAUCCCGUUCCAGAAGAAGGAACAUCUAA